This is a messenger RNA of Frieseomelitta varia, 923 nucleotides long. RefSeq lists its product as uncharacterized. Lineage: Eukaryota; Metazoa; Arthropoda; Insecta; Hymenoptera; Apidae. The coding region runs from base 68 to 799 and encodes 243 amino acids. The record is from RefSeq and is a predicted model, not a curated record. The transcript has 5 exons.
GCUGGAUAGAUGAUAGUUAGAUCCCUGUUGACAGUUGACCGACAGUUUUCGACUACAUCGAUUCAUCAUGGUUCUUCAAACUCGGUUCGUCUUUCUACUUCUGCCGAUUCUCUUCACCACUGGCUUUGCGAGCCCUCUCGAUGUCGCGGAAGAGAACAACGUCGGAUCCAAGAAGGUGUCGGCUAAAAUCAACAAGUUGUUCGACAUGAUGUUGCCCUCGAUUCAUAACUUUAUUCUGAAGCACGGAUUGGAUCCUAUGCAACUGCCGGAUUUAUCUGAAAAACUGGAAGGGGUAAUAAUUCAUGACAGAGUUCUCAACUUGACGAACGGCUGGCUCCAAGGGCUAUCGGAAGUGAGACGAGCGAACGAUAUUAUUUUGUCUUAUCAAGAUAAAGUUGUAACCGUGGAUGUAACCUUAAUGUUCGACGUUGCUGAAGCCAGUUACAAAUACCUUCUGAAGGACUUGCUGAUCUCGAGGAAAGGAGAUGUUCAUGGUGGUAUCAGGAACAUGCAACUGCGAAUAAUCAUUGAAUUCGAUAUGAACAGCUACAAACUUGCUCUCCCCAUGGUUAAGAUCGUUAACGUCGAGAAAUUUAACGUCAGUUUCGAGGGCAAUAUAGACGACCCGUUACUGAACGCUGUGGCCAAAGCUAUUACCGACGUAUUUCGUGCAAACAUUAUAAAUAUAGUGAACCAAGAAUUUUCGAAAGAGGUGAAAGUAUUAGUUGACGAAAUCAAUAAAAAGAUUCCGCGACCGAACCAACUAUUUGACUACAGUAAUGUAUGGGACUACGUGUAGUAGCUAAUUAUGACUUUGCCUCGCCUAAUAUGUAACAUUUUGAUUGAACAAAUGCGUGGAGAUUCUUCUUUUCGAAUGUAAAAAGAUUGAAGAUUAAUAAAGAUUACAUCUUUUUUUUCCGAUA